Messenger RNA from Papaver somniferum (opium poppy), 426 nucleotides. Its product is annotated as CASP-like protein 2A1. The transcript has 3 exons. The record is from RefSeq and is a predicted model, not a curated record. NCBI's taxonomy places the organism in Eukaryota, Viridiplantae, Streptophyta, Magnoliopsida, Ranunculales, Papaveraceae. Bases 40 to 384 code for a protein of 114 amino acids.
UCCGUAUUUCGCUCAUCCACUGGUACCACCGCCCCUUCCAUGUCCAGGCGAGGAGCAUGGACAGUUUUCAUCUUCGAUCAGGUUGUGACAUAUGUGAUACUAGCAGCAGGAUCUGUAUCAGCAGAGGUAGUUUACUUGGCUAACAAAGGUGAUGUUGCUGUGACAUGGAGUGAAGCCUGUGGGUCGUAUGGUGGAUUCUGUAAAAAGGCAACAGUGUCUAUCGGAAUUACCUUUUCAGUUGUCGGUUUUUACGUGAUUCUUUCACUCAUUUCUUCCUACAGACUUUUCAGUAAGUACGACGCUCCCAGCAUUUCCUCCAUCGUUGCUUCGUCGUACCCCAGAAACAAGCAGGAUCAAGAAAUGGCAGCUGCUUUCCCAGCUUAACAAAAUUGUACCCGUACUAAACAUAAAAGAAUCGUUGUUAUA